CUUGGGGUUGCAAAGCAAAGAAAAAUUGACCCCCAAUCCUGACAACACAAAGUCUGCAACGCAUCGAUCUUUUGGUUCUGAUUAAAAACUUCAAGACCAUUUCCUGCAUCACAAAAAAAAAAAAGAUAGAUACCCAAAGACUCACUUCCACACUUCGCUCCAAAUUUCAUCCGUAUAGCAAUUUUAUCAGCUAGCCCCCGUCCGCCCAAAGAAAACACAAGCUCUCAUCCGACCGACGCACACUUCAAUUCGACUACGGCCAUCCAGUACCUCCUUAACCAAAAAUUACGACCACACUCGAUCAACCGAACCAAGGCGGCGCCACGCAAAAAAAGCAGGCCUACAACAUUUAUAUCGCGAUAAACCAUAACACCCUUACAGGCCCGCAACGAUCCCACGAUUUCCCGCACGUUGAUGCACUGAAUUAGAAUUCAGUUGCAUAUCACAGCAUCACGAUUGUCGGGCUCCAAACAGGCUUGCAACACUGCUGCGAUCUGGAGCGUCCCGAGGUGCCCCCUUUCCCGGAUAGAUCGAGGCCGAGUCGCGAUUGAGAGGACAGCUUUUGCGAGGAGGAGAGUCGGCUACUCGAGGACGCCCUCAGUACAUUCUUUCUAGUCGCAUUCCCACGGCCCUUCGCCCUUUGUCUUCAUGGAUAACCUAUGGAGUCGCCGGACACACUCCAGCAAGCUUUCGCUCUCCACAGCCAGCGGCGGCAACAGUGACACUUCAUCCCAUCCCGCGAACGCAGCCACCCGCAAUGGCUCUUUCUCCAGGCGCCUGGGCGGUGACAGCUCAGCGCACGGCGGCAAGGCCCAGACUCCGUUCAACUCGGCCAUGACGCCCGGAGGCACCCUCAUGUCACCGGGCCUCGGCGGCGCCAGCAGCGCCUUCGGCCUAGGUUCUGGCGCGUUCGCCUCCUUUGGGUCGGCCAAGACGCCCAAGUCACCAGGAAACCCGUUCGACGCCGCCAUGGGCCUCAGCCAAAAGACCCCUGGGGUGGAAAAGAACGCCAAGGAAGGUGGGCUGGGUGGGGGCAGCACGGGCGUCAAGGCGGCAGCGACGGCCAAGGGCACAUCUUCGGCGACGGGAGGGGCCUCACGGCACCCUCUGCGCACGCCGUGGGUAUUCUGGUUCCGGCCGCCCAUAAGCAAGGCGAACGGCUACAUUGAGUACGAAAAGACGCUGCACGCCAUGGCGGAGGUGGGCACGGUCGAGGACUUUUUCGCCGUGUAUGCGCACCUCAAGCGGCCGUCGACCCUCCCGUUGGUCUCGGAUUAUCAUCUUUUCAAGAAAGACAUCCGGCCGAUCUGGGAAGACAACGAGAACCGGGCGGGUGGAAAGUGGAUCGUGCGGCUCAAGAAGGGAGUGGCGGAUCGGUACUGGGAGGACUUGCUGCUGGCUAUAGUGGGCGACCAGUUCUCCGACGCCAGCGAGGAGGUCUGUGGUGCGGUACUGAGCGUCAGGAAUGGCGAGGAUAUUUUGAGUGUCUGGGUCCGCAGGGACGGUGGCAAGGUCGUCAAGAUCCGCGAAACUAUGAAGCGGAUCCUCGGCUUCCCUCCCGACACCAAGAUUGAGUGGAAGAGCCACGAAGGGUCCCUCCAACAACGGACUGCACUGGAUGAAGUGCGCCGCGAGAGGAACGCCGAGAAGCGCAAACAAAAUCAGCAGCAGCAACAGCAGUAUGGCAGUGGUCAAGGGGAUGACCAGAAGCAACAGCAGUCGCAAAGCCAACAGCAGGGCAGCGGCGCGACUCAAUAGUUACAAGCUUUGUCCCUUGCUCGAUGACCAAGAGGUAUCAGGCAUAAAGCUUAGCCGUUUAACAUUUCCCCCUCUCGAUGAUUCUGCCAUUUGAGCCCACAAUAUUUCGUCACGUCAUUGAUCCGCAGUAUACCAUUUUCCUACUUUCCACAUCCAGGGACUCCCGUGUAUUCGUACCAUUCUGAAAGCAUAACGCUUCGGGUGGGUUUGGCAUCUUUGUUGUGUAUACUACCAGAUCAUAUGUUUGUUUGAAUCACACUGCCUUUUUUUUUGGCGGUCGGCCGAAUCUGCUGAGCUGGAGCGAGGAAUUUUCUGUGGCGAAUGUAUGAUGGCUAUGUAUUGUGGUGGAUGGGGCAAAGGUGAUGGUGGGAUGUGGACUUUGCAUCAUGCUUGGCAUAGGGAGAUAUUCAAAAUCAUCUCGGAUGCAUAUACCAUAUACCUUUGUUUGGGCGGGAUUCUCUUUGUUGUUUCCUCCCCCAUUUCCCAUUUCUUGUGCUAUGAGCUAUGAAUUACUUGUUAGCGUAUUGAGGCGAAAGCAUUCAUGUUUCCUGCGGCCUCGGUCUUGCGUUUGUUUUCUUCUCCACUUCUUACUGGUAGUCCAGGUUCCAAACUCGAUCGGGGGGGUUACAUCGCUUCGACUCCCCGGAGAGCGUUUUCUGUUGUACUUGUACUGUAGGGUCGAGCUCAUUGAAAUGAAUGACAAGGAGAAGCAAAAAAAAAAAAAAGAAUGAUUCCCGUCAAA
This is a messenger RNA of Pyricularia grisea, 2500 nucleotides long. RefSeq lists its product as uncharacterized. The record is from RefSeq and is a predicted model, not a curated record. Gene Ontology annotation, biological process: translational initiation. The transcript has 3 exons. Lineage: Eukaryota; Fungi; Ascomycota; Sordariomycetes; Magnaporthales; Pyriculariaceae. Gene Ontology annotation, cellular component: eukaryotic translation initiation factor 4F complex; cytoplasm. Gene Ontology annotation, molecular function: RNA 7-methylguanosine cap binding; translation initiation factor activity. Bases 649 to 1758 code for a protein of 369 amino acids.